Messenger RNA from Chlorella variabilis, 1185 nucleotides. RefSeq lists its product as hypothetical. NCBI's taxonomy places the organism in Eukaryota, Viridiplantae, Chlorophyta, Trebouxiophyceae, Chlorellales, Chlorellaceae. The transcript has 6 exons. The coding region runs from base 1 to 1185 and encodes 394 amino acids. The record is from RefSeq and is a predicted model, not a curated record.
AUGACCGCGGCGCAGGAGGGCCGAUCGCAGCAGAGGGCGGAAUACCUGCCGCACCGGCCGCCCCACAGCGGCGGCCGCCAGGUCCCGGACAGCCCUGCCCGGGCCUCCACCCCUGCCCCCAUGGACGACUACGCAGCUGACAACAGCAGCAACCGGGGCCACUCCCUGCCCAGGCAGCGCAGCUUCAGCAUCCAUGCCGACGGCAGCGCCCACGGAGGACGGCGCUAUGUGGGCGCAGGCUGCUCCCGCGAAGGCAGCACCCAUGGUGGGCUGCGCUUUGUGUGCACAGGCUCCCGUGAGGGCAGCGCCCAUGGAGGGCGGCGCCAUGUGGGGGCAGGCUCCCGUGAGGGCAGCACCCAUGGCGGGUGGCGCUUCUUUGAGUCAGCCUCGCGGGACGAGCAGUGGGCGCAGGCUCGGGCAGAAGAGUAUGCUCUGGAGCAGCACAGCCUGCAGGACGACGCACACCCGGCUCGCCUGCCUGGCGGCAGCGGCCGGGGCGCCACGGCGGGGCAGGCGGCGCUGCGGCUGGCAGGCGAGGGCCCCGCGGGGCACCACGCUGUAUGGGUGACGGAGGAUGGCAGCGCCAAGGGUGGUGUGCAGCCUCCGGCGCUGCCCAGCAGUACCGGCGGCGGCGGCUUCAGCGGCAUCAGCGGCGGCGGCGGCGGCGGCGGCAAGGGCGGCCUGGACACGCGGCUGCCCAUCCCGCCCCUGCGCGACGUCUUCUGGAGCUGGCUGGGGGCUUUCCUGGGCAUCCUGGCCAUCAGCGCCAUGAACCAGUGGGUGACCCCGGAGAUCGACAUCGUGUUUGUGGUGGGCAGCUUUGGGGCCUCGGCGGUGCUCGUGUUUGCGCUUCUGGAGUCCAAGAUGAGCCAGCCCCGCAACUUUCUGGGCGGGCAGAUGCUGUCUGCCCUGGUGGGCAUCACCACGCGCGUGGUCAUCCACCAGGUGUGGAUUGCCGGCCCGGUGGGCAUGUCGCUGGCGCUGGUGGCCAUGCAGCUGACCGCCACCACACACCCGCCAGGUGGCGCCACCGCCCUCAUCGCCUGCACGCUGCCCACGCUGCCCAAGUGGCAUGGUUACAGCUACCUGGUCACCAUAGGCGUGUCCUCCAUCAUCAUGCAGCUCAUUGCACUGGUGGUGAACAACAUUGACCCGCGGCGGCGCUACCCCACGUAUUACUGGUGA